UUAUAGAUUGUGAGUUAUAAAAUAAAGUUAGCUAAGCAGCGGAGGAGCUAAGAUCAGAGAAAUAUUCAACAUGGGUGAAACCAACAUUUUGGUGUACUUAAUUGUAGGUCUCUUAGGUAUUGCAGCUGCUGCUCUCGGAUUUGCUGCUGAAGGCACUAGAAUCAAGGUCUCUGACAUCCGCACAACGGAAUUUAGUUGCAUUUACCCAAGCACUUCAGCUAACAUACUUGGAUAUAUAGCAGCAUUGCUCACGCUUAUAGCUCAAGUAACCAUUAGCGCGGUAGCUCGAUGUGGGUGCUGCCAGAGAAACACUUCAAACACUAAAUCGCCUGCAGCAAUAUUCUUCUUCGUUGUUUCAUGGGUGGCUUCUGUCAUAGGGAUUAUUCUCCUAAUAGCUGCGGCUAAUCUCAGCACUCGUCAAGAAUAUCUAGAUGCAACAGGGCUCUGCUACACCGUGAAACCUGGCGUAUUCGCCGCCGGUGGUGGCUUAGCACUUGUGGCGUGUAUAUUUGGCCUAUGGUCCUACAGCUCCGUGACCAAGCACCAUGUACUAUCUGUACCAGUUGCGGUUCCAUAUAAUCAAGGUGGCAUUGCCAUGGGAAAUCCUCAGUUUGCUACUGCUUCUGCAUACACAAACCCAAAGCAACAACAAUAUGUUUGAACUUUGAAUUUCUGGUUUAUUUGUGGAGUUUCAGAUCAUGUUGUAUACUUGUAUAUAAGAGUGCUUCUAACGUCUGGAAUGGACUGCAGAUUUUGUGAUUUCAAUUUUGUACGAGCAAUGAAUUUCAAAGUCAUUUUUUCUUCUUAAA
Messenger RNA from Beta vulgaris subsp. vulgaris (sugar beet), 809 nucleotides. RefSeq lists its product as hypothetical. The record is from RefSeq and is a predicted model, not a curated record. The transcript is spliced from 3 exons. Lineage: Eukaryota; Viridiplantae; Streptophyta; Magnoliopsida; Caryophyllales; Amaranthaceae. The coding region runs from base 71 to 661 and encodes 196 amino acids.